CAACAGGAAGUUGUUUUUCGUGCCAUUUUUGAUCUGGUCUGUCACAAAUCAAUUGGUUCGUUGGCGAGAAAAUGAAUUCAAAGUGUUUGUCCGCUUGGUCCAAGUUAAAGUAGAGCAAACGCGGACAGUUUUUGCAAUCAUGGUGUCUGCGGGAAAGGAAAACGGGUAUUCAUAAGCAGCACGUUUCCUGCGAGGUGACACCGACAUACAGUGUGAUAGGCAGACGAUACCAACUCAGGAUGGGUGCCGAGAGCAGUGCCCUGCCAAGCUGUGUGCUGGAGGAGCCACUGCUGACGCUGCCCUCUGGUCUCACCAUGUUCUCUGCCCUCCUCCGGGAUGGCAAGCCUGCCUCUGUGUUUGUACAUAAGCAAGACAAUGAAGACAAAGUCAAUAAAGCUGCCAAGCAUUUGAAGACAUUAAGGCAUCCGUGUCUUCUUCGCUUCCUGUCAUGUUCAGUGCAGGAUGGAGGCAUACACUUAGUGACAGAGCCAGUUCAACCAUUAAAACGGCUGCUAGACAAUCUUUCUGCUGAGGAGAUCUGUGCAGGCCUCUAUGACCUGCUGCAAGCACUAGUCUUUUUACAUGACCGGGGCAAAUCAAGUCACAACAAUGUGUGCAUAUCCUCAGUUUUUGUCGGUGAAGAUGGUCAUUGGAAGCUUGGUGGGAUGGAGACUGUCUGCAAGUUUUCAGAGGCAACACCAGAGUUUCUCAAAAGUAUCCAGAAUGUAAGGGAAAAUGGUGCCAUUCCUCCUGAGGAGAAGCUUGAAGGAUUCAAAACUCUUCCCGAAAAGCAUGCCCACUCCCGAGAUGCUUUUUCAUUUGGAGUGAUGGUGGAGGCCCUUCUUCCACUGCUGACGGGACAUGUCUCAGAUGAUUUGUUGGUGAGUCUAAAGAACAUGCUGCAGGCCAGCCUGUUGACCCCUGACCACAAGUCUCGUCCAUCUCUUAGCACUCUGCUGACUCACAACUUCUUCAGAAAUGACUUUUUGGAUAUCAUGAAUUUUCUGAAAAGUCUGACCCUCAAAAACGAAGAGGAGAAGAAUGAAUUCUUCAAGUUUCUCUUGGACCGGGUACAGAACCUCCCGGAGGAGUUAAUUGCAACACGUCUGGCUCCUAAACUGCUCAAUUCUUUGGUCUUUGCUGAGCCCAUGGCUGUGAAAAGCUUUCUUCCUCACCUUUUGCAGCCUAAGCAAGACUCGAGUGUGAACGCCGGGGAGGAGUGCCUUCUGUCUUUGUCUCUCUACAGGAGAUAUGUGGUUCCUCAUCUCCUGAAGCUCUACAAGGUGAACGAGGAGCAUGUCAGGAUGGUGCUUCUCUCCCACAUUCACGUCUACGCUGAAUUCUUUCCACUUGAAGAACUCAAAAAACAGAUUCUUCCUCAGGUUUUGCUGGGAAUGCGAGACACAAAUGACUCACUUGUCGCAAUGACACUACAGAGCUUGGCCGUGCUUGUCCCUUUGCUCGGUGCACAAGUGGUUGUUGGUGGGGAAAGAACCAAAGUUUUUAAACGGACUACACCAAACUUCACCAAGUCCACAGAAGUCACUCCAGAGACAUCGCCUGUGCAUAUCGUUGGGUCAUCGCAUCCCCAUAUCUCACAACCGCCAACGGUCCUAAAUUUGUUCUCUAAAGGCUCGGAGGACCAAAAGGUGGUUCUAGAAAAUAUGUACUCCUUCCAAGCUGCUGAAAACACCACAUCCGAGCACAUUUCAGAAAGGACGGUAUUUAGCAGCGAGAUGUCGUUCCCUUUGAAUGGGUACAGAAUGAGCACACAACCUGUGGAGAGCAGGAAGAGUAACGGCGAGGUGAGAACUGAUGAAGACUGGCCCAACUGGAGUGACACAGAGGAGAUGGAGAAAGACAAGAGCCAGUCAGUCCAGAUCAGUAUUCAGUCAGCGGAAAUCCCAGAUCAGAGGAACUCCACUAUACAAGCUCACAAAGAGGAUGAUGGUGAGGAACCCUGGGAUGAUUUUGAGGACUCUGAAGUGACCUCGGACCAGUCGCCCUCCACUCGUUUGCCAGUCUCUGUACCAAAGAUGUCCGCUAAAAGCACUGGAUUAUCACUGUCUGAACCUAGCGCAGGACCUCUAAGGCCAUCAAAAGCACUCAGAUUGAACCCUAGCAUGAAAAGCGCUCCAGAUCACAACCAUACAACAUCAUGGGACACCGGCUGGAACCAGGAAGCGAACACCCUCAAACCCAACAAAACAAGCUUAUCAUCAGAGCCCAGGCCAAAAAGCACAAUCAGAAGCCCUGCAGCUGGAAGUCUCGGCGAGGAGUUCACCAUCGCGGUGAAGAAGAAGUUCGAGCCAGACCCAGAACUAGACUUCUUUGCAGACAUGAUCCCGGAUAUAAAGCUGUCUUCCUCAUCUCUUCUGCUCCCUGUGGAGAGCUCAGCCAGUGUAGCCGUCAUGGGACACGUAACAUCAGAUCCAUCCAUAGACACAGUGAGCCUCACUGCCAAGUUUGCUGCAGCUGAUUUAACCGAGACGGAGACAGAAGGCUGGGGUGAUGACCUCAAAUGGGAAGAUGAGAAUGCUUGGUGAUCACUUCUACAGAAAGCCAUAUGAGAGAUUCCCAUAAAUAACACUGCGUAUGACAUUAUCACUAAAGGCCAGUCAAUUAUACCACAACUGAUGUACAAA
This is a messenger RNA of Danio rerio (zebrafish), 2645 nucleotides long. RefSeq names its product SCY1-like, kinase-like 3 (gene scyl3). Gene Ontology annotation, molecular function: ATP binding. The record is from RefSeq and is marked provisional. NCBI's taxonomy places the organism in Eukaryota, Metazoa, Chordata, Actinopteri, Cypriniformes, Danionidae.